Molecule: messenger RNA, 195 nt
Organism: Aspergillus clavatus NRRL 1
Lineage: Eukaryota; Fungi; Ascomycota; Eurotiomycetes; Eurotiales; Aspergillaceae
Exons: 1
Coding region: 1-195 (64 amino acids)
Source: RefSeq, a predicted model, not a curated record
AUGCCGACGCCCAACGGCAGCUCAGACUCAGAGGUCCCGCCGACCCGCAGGCCGCAGGCCGCAGCAUGGUCGGCGGGUCGCAAGUCGCAAGUCGCAAGUCGCAAGUCGCAAGUCGCAAGUCGCAAGUCGCAAGUCGCAAGUCGCAAGUCGCAAGUCACAAGUCGCAAGUCGCAACGCUCGCGCAACGGCCGUUAG